AUGGCGAUGAUGAUGACUGGCCGUGUGCUGCUGGUGUGUGCCCUCUGCGUGCUGUGGUGCGGUGCGGGCGGAGGCGAUGCAGAAAUGAACGAUGAAUCAUUGGUUGAUUCACAGCAUGUAUCUGGUGUCGGUGAAAAAGCUCCAAAGGGAUUACCGGAGUCUGGCGAACGAGUGCCUGACAGCGCGGGGCAUUCUUUGGGCAUAAAUAAUGGGAUUAAUUCCAAUCUGCAAGAGGGGACAGGCACAGGAACAACAACAGACAGAGUUGUGAAGAAUGAAGAGGAAGAAGUAGAAACUGAUUUUGAAGAAGAAGAAGAGAGAAGUAAAGAAGGAGAAGAUACGGAAAAAACCGGGAAAUCUGAAAGUUCAUCGAAAGAGAUGGCAGCAACAAUACCAACAGCAUCUGUUCUCAGUGAAAGUGGUGGUGGCAUUCCUUCUGGUGUUGAUGGUGUUGGCUCGAGUGAAAGUUCUGACGGAAGUGAAGAUUUGAAUUUGGAGGUUUCUGGUCCUGUCGUGAAGUCUCCGCCUUCCAUUCCCAAUGGUACUGCUGGUGGUUUGCAGAAUGCCGACGGUGCUUUAUCGUCUCAGAAGAAUAAUUUCUUAGAAACAGGUGUGCAUUCAGGAACGACGCCUGUAGCACCCUCACUGCCCAAAUCACAGGCACCCGCGAUGCCAAAACCAAAAGCAGAAGAGCAGUCCCCCACUGAACAGGACACAGAAGAGGCCCAUUCACAGCCCGGAGAAGUAAAUGCUACGGCACUCAACAGCAGCCUCGGAAAUUUGUCGCAGGGGAAUAACAGCGAUGCCGGCACCAUGCGUGGGAGCGGACUGCUGCCGCUGCUUAUCCUUCUGCUGUUGGGACUGUGGGGAUUUGCGGCUCUGUGA
Trypanosoma cruzi is the source of this 885-nucleotide messenger RNA. RefSeq names its product mucin-associated surface protein (MASP), putative. The record is from RefSeq and is a predicted model, not a curated record. Bases 1 to 885 code for a protein of 294 amino acids. The transcript has a single exon. NCBI's taxonomy places the organism in Eukaryota, Euglenozoa, Kinetoplastea, Trypanosomatida, Trypanosomatidae.